AAUUCUUCUCUUGUUCUAAGGGUCGAUCAUUUCAGAUUGAAGAAGGCAAUUGUACAAAUUCUGGAUAGUUGUAUUGCAUAAUUUCAGAUUUUGUUCAUAGUUUACGGAUGGAUUUUGAGCUGAGAAGAGCGAGAGAGAGGUUGGAGAAAGAGCAGAAGGAGAGGAAAGACAAGGCCAAGCUGAAACAGGAUCGGGAGAGAAAGGCUAAGUUGGAGUCUGCUCAACGCCGCGAGGCUAUUGAAGCUGUUCAGAGAUCCAGGAGAAUUGAUGCCGCUCAAGCCGAAACCAAGGCUAAUCAGCAAAAUGAGGAAAAUCUACUUGCUGGAAGAGGUGUGAUGUUUCAUCGAGUUUUAGAAGCAUUACCUUUUCAAGGUAGUGGUGAUAAAAUCAAAUUACCACCUUCCUGCUUUACAGAAUUGUCUGGACAAGGUGCUUUUGAUAAAGGACCUUUGCAUUUCCGCCUAUCUGUAAUUUGUCAAGAUGAAACUCAAGCAACAACAUCUUCAGAAUCCGCACCACCAAAACAUGUUACACAUGCUGGCGUUCUUGAGUUUACUGCAGAUGAAGGUUCAGUUCAUCUUCCAUCUCAUGUAUGGACUAACUUAUUCCCCGUAAAUAACACAACAACAACAACAACAACUUCAUUACUUGAAGUAACAUAUGUCUGGCUUCCAAAGGGAACAUAUGCAAAACUCAAACCGGACGAACAGGGCUUUUCAGACUUACCCAACCACAAAGCCAUCCUCGAAACAGCUCUUCGACAGCACGCGACAUUGUCUCAAGAUGACAUCCUUACUGUAAACCACGGCUUGCUGACAUACCAUUUACGUGUUCUCGAGCUCAAACCUUCAGACAAUGUAUCUGUUCUCGAAACUGAUAUUGAGGUAGACAUUGAGGGUCCUGACACUUCCCUAAACAGAUCCCAUCAAUAUGUCCUUAAACCCUUGAAAUUUGGAGCCCCUGAUUCAGGAACCAUCGAGGAAGGAAACUACGCAUACUACAAGUUCACCAUUGACGAAGAAACUCACUUGAAAAUCUCGUCGGGCAAUUCCACUAUUGAGAUAAAGCUAGAGUCGGAUAUUCAGGACGGUGAUACGGAUUUAUACCUUUCGAAACAUCCUGUCUUGUUUCCGAAUCGGCACCAGCACGAAUGGUCGUCGCACGACCUUGGCACGAAAACGUUAAUACUUAGCUCGAAGGACCAGAACCUCUCUGCUGGUAAUUACAGCAUCGGGGUGUACGGUUUUAAGGGGACCACGAAGUUCAGUAUUUCAUCGAGUGUUCAAGACGUGACUAAAACUGGUCAACAGGCUGUCGCGUCAUCAAGUUCUAUUGACUCGGACACAUCGGAGUGUAAGAACUGCAAGCGUUAUGUUCCGACUAGGAGCCUUGCAUUGCAUUCGGCUUAUUGUAGCAGGCACAACGUGGUGUGCGGUUACCAGGGUUGUGGGGUGGUCCUGAGGAGCGAAGAGGCGAAAAACCACGUCCAUUGCGAGAAAUGUGGGGAGCCGUUUCAUAUGGGGGAGAUUGAGAAGCAUAUGAUAGUUUUUCAUGAACCUCUUCAUUGUCCUUGUGGAGUUGUGCUGGAGAAGGAGCAGAUGGUUCAACAUCAGGCGGUAGAUUGUCAGUUACGGCUUGUUACGUGUCGGUUCUGCGGGGACAUGGUUCAAGCGGGGAGUUGUGCUGCGGAUGUUCGGGAUCGGUUACGGGGUCUGUCGGAGCAUGAAAGCGUUUGUGGGUCGAGGACUGCACCGUGCGAUUCUUGUGGGAGGUCGGUUAUGUUGAAGGAGAUGGACAUUCAUCAGGUUGCGGUUCAUAAUCAUCAUCAGUAGCAGCACUGACUUUUGUGGGUGAAAAAAUUGCCUAUAUUUCUUAAGCUAUGAUUAUUGUUUGUGAAUGUGUAAUAUGCUCUACUGGAUUAUUAUCAUUUGUCUGUUUGAGAAAUCAUAAUGAAAUGUCUCCUUUCAUUUCA
This is a messenger RNA of Impatiens glandulifera, 1972 nucleotides long. RefSeq lists its product as uncharacterized. Gene Ontology annotation, molecular function: polyubiquitin modification-dependent protein binding. The transcript is spliced from 3 exons. Gene Ontology annotation, cellular component: VCP-NPL4-UFD1 AAA ATPase complex. The record is from RefSeq and is a predicted model, not a curated record. NCBI's taxonomy places the organism in Eukaryota, Viridiplantae, Streptophyta, Magnoliopsida, Ericales, Balsaminaceae. Bases 108 to 1832 code for a protein of 574 amino acids.